Messenger RNA from Chelonia mydas (Green sea turtle), 4028 nucleotides. RefSeq names its product cytochrome P450 3A19-like. Lineage: Eukaryota; Metazoa; Chordata; Testudines; Cheloniidae. The record is from RefSeq and is a predicted model, not a curated record. Gene Ontology annotation, molecular function: oxidoreductase activity, acting on paired donors, with incorporation or reduction of molecular oxygen; heme binding; iron ion binding. Gene Ontology annotation, biological process: oxidative demethylation; steroid metabolic process.
UUAAGUCCUGAGCAGGGCUUUUGUGAAGACUGUACUUGAGUUUCAUGUAUUGUUCUCCCUGUGCUUAGCCCAAUGCUACUGCAGUGGUGUGUCGGGGAGCCUAGUCUGAUGGGUUUCUGUUUGAAUUUUGUUGACAGCUUUGCAGAUUUCUCUCCUCUGAAGCACCCUUUUUUUGGUGUUGUAAAGUUAUUACUCCUACCUCAGGGCUCUCUGCUUCUCUAUGAGAUCUGGGCUGCAGCAUUUUGAAGCUUGUCUUUGGCUGUGUUGAAAGUGCUUUUCAAAUACUGUAUUUGUUUUCAGAUGGAGGUUACCAGCUUCCCAAGCAAGAGCUUUGUCACUAAAUGAACGUUAUUGAUCCAGUGUUUGUCAAGGAAACCGUAUCAAAGGUCUUGUUUGGCCCAGAACAACAGCUGCCAUACAGCCUGCCUUUCUUCCAGGUGACUCCUCCCUGGGACACCAGGAGCCAUGCUGGGCAUCUUCGGCACCUACAGUUUGGACGUGGUGGCCAGCACUUCAUUUAGUGUGAACAUCGACUCCAUGAACAACCCCAACGACCCCCUUGUCGCCUACAUCAAGAAGUAUCUCUCAUUCAAUUUCUUUAACCCACUGCUCCUGUCAGUAGUGAUGUUCCCCUUCCUGACACCAGUGCUGGAUAAGAUGAACGUGAGUCUGUUUCCCUCGGGCUUCCUGGUUUUCCUCAACAUUAUCCAGAGCAUCAAGAAGGAGUGGCAGAAGAACGACCACUCGGUCCGGGUGGAUUUCCUGCAGCUGAUGGUUGACUCACAGAGUUCAGAUGGCAACUCUGAAUCUAAUGAGAAGACACACUCCUAUAAAACUCUGUCUGACAAGGAGAUUAUGGCGCAGGCCCUUGUCUUUAUCUUAGCUGGUUAUGAGACCACCAGCUUCACCCUCAACUUCCUCUCAUAUAACCUGGCCACUCACCCCGACGUGCAGCAGAGACUGCAGGAGGAGAUUGACGCCGCUCUUCCCAACAAGGAUGCUCCAACCUAUGACGCCAUCCUGCAGAUGGAGUAUCUCGACAUGGUCGUGAAUGAAACCCUCAGGCUCUUCCCCGUAGGUGGGCGGAUCGAAAGGGUCUGCAAGAAAACCAUUGAGAUAAACGGAGUGACCAUUCCGAAAGGCACCGUGACAAUGAUCCCAGCCUAUAUGCUGCAUCAGGACUCGGAAUACUGGCCAGAGCCAGAAGAGUUCAGGCCCGAGAGGUUCAGUAAAGAGAACAGAGAGAGCAUGGACCCCUACAUUUUCCUGCCCUUUGGAGCUGGUCCCAGGAACUGCAUUGGAAUGAGGUUUGCCCUUCUCAGCCUGAAAGUGGCCAUGAUUGUGCUAUUGCAAAGGUUUUCCUUCAGAACCUGCAAAGACACCCCGAUCCCUCUGGUGCUGGACACAAAGGGUUUCUUGCAACCCAAGAAGCCAGUCAUUCUGAAGAUGGUCCCCAGAACCCAUGUCGAUCCAGAGGAGUAAAAGAAUUUGCAACGGAUCAGAGGCUGCUGCCAGCUGCUCCUUCCGCCUCAUUCGUCUCUCUAUCAAUCACAUGAGAAUAGGAAUGAGCCAUGUAAAACUGUAUAGGGAAAGCAAAAGCAAUAUCUAGAAAAAGCCCCAGCUGUCAUGAAAGCAGGGCCUUGUGACUAUACAGCAUACCAAAUUUGAUGGGCCCUUCUGUCCAACAGGAGAUUGUGCAUGGCUUUUCUACCAAAAAACCCCACACAAAGUACAGGCUGAGCAGAGUUCAAUUUUUAUAAAGCAAUAAUAGAGACCCAGGCCUGUUUCUCAUUGAUACCAAGACCCCUUUAUGCUGUUCAGACAGUCUAAAGGGACCUUUAAGGGUAUGCACCCGCUUUCAGGCCCCCUUACACUGCCAGAGUAGGGUUUAGCAUAAAUGAGAAUCAGGCCUCGGGCACUGAGACAAAAACUGUGUCACCUCCCAUCUGGCUAGACUCAUCCGAAGUUGAGGUUGUUAUGACUCCGUAUAAAAAUCACAUGCCCCAGAGUAUUUCACACUGCCGCAUGGGUAGACAUACCUGAGCUAGCUUUAAUCUCACUAGCUUGAGUAAUAAUUUCAGUGAAACCAGAACCACCGGGGCUGUACAACUGCACUUGGGGACACAAGCAGCUAGCCUGUGCUGCUGGGGCUUCAUUAUUUCAUUUGAGCUAGUUCAAAGCAAGCUCAGCUAUGAUUACACAUGCUCCACUCACACUGUUGACUCCAGCGUAGAUGGACUCUCAGCCUAUGCUAUGGACACUACAGUGGCAUAGCUGCAGCGACACCACUGUAGCUUCAUAAUGUAGACGCUUCUGACAUCAAUGGAAGGGGGUUUUCUAUAGGAAUGUAGGAGGUAAUCCACCUCCCUGAGAGGGAGUGCAGCUGAAGCCUGACAUGAAUAUUUAAUACAUGGGCGGGGGGAGGCCUCAUUUUUUGGAAGACAGCAUUAGGAAGGUAAAUGAAUCAUCAGGCUGAAAACAGGACAUUUGUGCUAAAUACGAUAAGUAAAUAGGGUAGUAGGCUGAAAAGACAGAAUGUCAGAGCCAGCGAAGAGAAGAGGGAGAACACCCCGGGGACUAUUUACUAUGAACUAGAUAGCAAGGGACCAAAUAAGUUAGGAAUGUAGAGAUGAGGUAAAGAGGAAGUCAAAACAAAGGCAGCAUGUGGACAGAUGCACACGGUCCAGGGGUUGGUCUCGGAGGAAGCUAGGUUGAUGAAGGAAUUCUUCCAUCUGCCAACCCAGGUCUACACUGGAGGUUAGGAUGGCUUAACCAUCGUGCGCAGGGGUGCUCAGGAAUUUUACACACCCCUGAGCUCCAUAGCUAGGUCGAUCUACCUAUUAAGUGUAAACCAGGUGUCAGACAUCAAAGAGCCUGCUGGCCUCAAUGGCUAUGUCAUCUGAUGCUACAGUAGCACUGUCUCUGCCGCUGCAUCAGAGGUUUCUGCUUGGUUUGAAAGACUCUUUGGUAUUCUUUCUGACCCUAGUCCAGAGUCACUGCCAGCCUUCUGGGUAAUCUGAUGCUUUAGAAGGAGAGGUCAGGAUGAUGUUGGGUCAGGUGGGUCUCUCUCUCUCUUAGUGCCGGUCAAAGUGGUGAGGUUUCCUUUCAUACAUUCCCCUUACUGAGGCUUUGCUUCUGCUUGGUUGCUUCACACCAGUGGAGCCACACAUUGCAACCCCCUCAGAGCAGAUGCUGUAUAGUGGUAUAAAACAGGGCUUGGAACUUUACUGGGAUAAGCUGCAUUGUUGCCAACCCCAUUUUGUAGAAGUGCAGUGUGCCCACACUAAGGGUUUGCCCCAAUGUAAAUACAUCAGUGCUAUACCGGUGCAAAUUACCCUAGUCUAGGUGAGCCUGAGUACCCCUCGUAUCAUGACCAUCACCCUUUUUGCUGAGCACUGCCUUUGAGACACCAGCAGCACUGCUAGGUUCAGGUACUUUUAUGAAGCUUUUUGGAUAUUGGACCCUGCUCAGCAAUUUUAUUCAGACAUUGUCAGUUUCUUCUGGCACUUUAAUUGAAAUCAAGGUGUAGAGCAAAUUGCCCAUAUGUGACUGUGGCUGCCUAUUUUGUCCCCAUUCCUAUUUCUUGCCAAGUUGGCCCUAUCUGUUUUCUGGUUUUACAACCCCAGCUGGGUGGUGACAUCCAGGGCUAUUUUCCUGGAUCAUGUGAUGCUGCAGCAUUAUGGCUCUGUCAGGUGUUAAAGUGACCACACCCUUGCAGGAAGUAAUGCAUGUGACCAAUUUCUAGAGCUGACUUAGCUAGAUUCUGGUAUGUUUUUAGGUGGCUGUUAUUACUAAAGACUUGUAACAUGCCUCAGCUUGCAGAUGAGUUAACCAGAGCAGCCUAGGUAUAAGCAGUUACCAUUUAUAAGCAGUGGUUUGCAGAGUGGGAGUGAAGCAUAUUAUGUGUUCUUUCUGUUUGUUUGCUUAUUGUAUCCAGUGGUCUCCUGUAUAAUAUCUUUACACAGAUAUUAGCCCAGUUAUGAUUUUUUAACUUUGUUCUCUAUUAUUCCAUUGUAUAACUUUGAUUU